Aegilops tauschii subsp. strangulata is the source of this 609-nucleotide messenger RNA. RefSeq lists its product as uncharacterized. NCBI's taxonomy places the organism in Eukaryota, Viridiplantae, Streptophyta, Magnoliopsida, Poales, Poaceae. The record is from RefSeq and is a predicted model, not a curated record.
AUGGAUCUUGACUACGCACUUAGGGAGAAGGCUCCAGUUCCCUUGUCCUCUGAUGAUGAAAACCUUGCUGAGAGAACUAAGGUUUAUGAGGCUAACAAGGAGAAAUGGGAGCGCUCCAAUCGAUUGUCCCUCAUGAUCAUGAAAAGCACAAUUACUCUUGGGAUUAGGGGAGCUAUCCCCGAUUCCGAAUGUGCUAAGACUUAUCUGGCAUCGGUGGAGGAACAAUUUAAAUGCUCCACAAAAGUCUAUGCCAGUACACUGAUCAUGAAAAUGCUCACCAUUAAGUAUGAUGGUGCAAGCGGUGUGAGAGAACAUAUCAUGACUAUGAACGAUAUGGCCACAAAAAUAAAGGGCAUGGACAUGGAGAUUUCUGAGGGCUUCUUGGUUCAUUUCAUUAUGACCUCCCUUCCUGUGGAGUUUGGUCCAUUCAAGAUCAACUAUAACACACAGAAGGAGAAGUGGGCCAUGGGUGAGCUCACGGCUAUGUGCGUUCAAGAAGAGGAGCGACUUAAGAUUGAGAGAAAAGAUUACGCUCAUCUUACUUCCAUGAACUCAGGGAAGAGAAAGUUUAAUGGUGAAAAUAAGACUCAGAAAAAAUUAGGUCCUUGA